UCGGCCAAAGCCCGCACCCUCGAUGACCUGUCGAAACUCGAGAGCCAUGUCCGUGCCAUAUACGAACAGGUCAUGAUGCGCCACAAUCUGCAGACGAGCGAGGGCAAACUGAGCUGGCUGAAGGAGCAGAAUGGGUCGCAGCACGUCGCCGACAGCGAAGCAGAACGGCACGCCGAGGCCCUGGGCGACGGCUCCUUUGCGUCCUUUGCCAGCUACUUCAUGUCGGGCCUGGCCAAUGUCAUGAAGCCUGCCCAGCCUCUCGACGAGUCACACCCAAUCUCAAACUACUUCGUCUCGUCAAGCCACAACACGUACCUCACCGGCAAUCAGCUCUCGAGCGACUCGAGCGUCGACGCUUACAAGAACGUCCUCAUGCGCGGGUGUCGCUGUGUUGAAGUUGAUGUUUGGGACGGCGAUGCCCCCUCCGACUCGAGUUCGGACGAAGAAGCUGCAAUGGGCAACCCAGGCGCCAGUGACGCAAGGAGAGAGAAGAAGAAAUCCAAAUCAGGCCUCAGCAUUCGGAAACGCCUCGGCCUCAAAUUCGGCACCAAGGACAAGUCCGACGACGAAGAGCCAGCGCCGCCGCCGCAUCAACCGGACAGCCAAAAGAUUCAGCCAUGGCAUUCAGCUUCCUACACGUCUCGCGCAGAACCCAGGGUGUUUCACGGCUACACUCUGACCAAGGACAUGACUUUUCGGGCCGUGUGCGCGACCAUCAGAGACUACGCUUUCACAGUAUCCAACCUACCUCUGAUUGUUAGUCUCGAGGUACACGCCGGCCCAGAGCAGCAGGAAAUCAUGGUCGAGCUUAUGCAAGAGUACUGGAAAGGCAUGCUGCUUGAAGAGCCGCUUGACCCAACGCAGAGCCUGGCCACAGUUGCCCUGCCUAGACUACAAGAUUUGGAGAACAAGAUCCUCGUCAAGGUCAAGCGCGGGCAUAUCCAGCCAGCUUCGACGCCUGGUGCAUCAACCCCGCCGCUAGAGCACGUCACGAGCGUCGAGUCUGCAGGCUCGGAAGAGGAAAUUGGUCCAGACGGAGAGAAGAAACCACCAGCGCCGAAGCCCAAAAUCAUAGAGUCCUUGUCAAGAUUGGGUGUCUACUUUGGUGGCUACUCGUACAAGGGCUUGGACACGCCAGAGGCCAAGAUACCCACGCACAUUUUCUCGCUUUCCGAAGGCGUGUUGAUGGAACUGCAUGAACAAAACCCGGUCGGUCUGUUUGAGCACAACAAGCACUAUCUCAUGCGUGCAUACCCAAAGGGCCUUCGGUUGACCUCGUCCAACCUAAACCCCUCGGUCUUCUGGCGCGCUGGAGUGCAGAUUGUAGCUCUCAACUGGCAACGCUGGGACGGUGGAAUGAUGCAAAACGAGGCCUUGUUUGCAGGCACCCCAGGAUGGGUUCUCAAGCCAGAGGGUUAUCGCAGCACGAGCAAGGAGCCAACGCAAAAGACUGCCAUUGCUCACCACGACAUGGAUCUCAGCAUCGAGUUCAUCGCCGGGCAGCACAUCCCCUUGCCUCCUGAGGAAGACGACCCCAAAGACUUUAAGCCUUAUGUCAAGAUUGAACUCCACGUUGAGUCGCACCAAGAGCGGAAUGCCGAGCCCGUACCAGGCAAUGGAAGGAGCCAAAAAGGCGAAUACAAGCUAAAGACCAAAACGGCCAGGGGCCCCAAUCCCGACUUUGGUGGCGAAGUCGUCAAGUUCACUGGUGUGCAGGGCGUGACGGAUGAGUUGACCUUUGUCAGAUUCAAAGUCAUGGACGAUGAGCGUCUCGGGGACGACCUGGCUGCUUGGGCUUGCUUCCGCAUCGACCGCCUUCAGUCCGGCUACCGCAUACUGCACCUCUACGAUGCAAACGGCGUCGUGUCAAAGGGGGUGCUGCUGGUGCGGAUCAGCAAGACGGUUAGUAGGGCUUGAAUGAAACCAUGCAUUGUUCUAAGCCGCUACGUUGACUAGUGCUGUCGUUGACACUUGGGUUGCACUGAGACGCAGUGCACUCAUGUUGAUGCCAUGUGUGGAUGUAGCUAAUUCCACGGAUAGUUUUUCCCGGCCGGUCCGCGGUUUGGUCGAGGAAAACAACUCUCACAUGAGAGUUUGCAGUUGCAUGGGCAUCGCCAGCAGCAUGAGCUGUAUCAUCGAUUGCAGAGUGAGAGGCGCAGGUAUGGUGGUGGGCUAAGCAAGUUUACACGGCUUUGAGGGCGGUCGAGUACAUUUUGCAUAGGAUGUAGUCGUAGCAUUGGUGUUAGUGGCUGAAGCGUAUCGUUUUCCAUUGUCCAUGUCAUUC
Exserohilum turcica Et28A is the source of this 2284-nucleotide messenger RNA. RefSeq lists its product as uncharacterized. Bases 73 to 1917 code for a protein of 614 amino acids. Lineage: Eukaryota; Fungi; Ascomycota; Dothideomycetes; Pleosporales; Pleosporaceae. Gene Ontology annotation, molecular function: phosphatidylinositol-4,5-bisphosphate phospholipase C activity. The record is from RefSeq and is a predicted model, not a curated record. Gene Ontology annotation, biological process: phosphatidylinositol-mediated signaling; lipid metabolic process. The transcript is spliced from 2 exons.